AUGAGUUUUACCUACUGUGGCAAUUCUUCAGCUAAGAUGAGUGUCAACGAAGUCUCAGCUUUCUCACUGACUCUGGAGCAAAAAACUGGCUUUGCCUUUGUUGGGAUUUUGUGUAUCUUCUUGGGACUUCUUAUUAUCCGAUGCUUCAAAAUUCUGUUAGAUCCAUAUAGUAGCAUGCCUUCCUCUACGUGGGAAGAUGAAGUUGAAGAGUUCGAUAAAGGGACAUUUGAAUAUGCACUUGCGUGA
Molecule: messenger RNA, 246 nt
Organism: Castor canadensis (American beaver)
Lineage: Eukaryota; Metazoa; Chordata; Mammalia; Rodentia; Castoridae
Source: RefSeq, a predicted model, not a curated record